AUGAAGCUGAAAGUCACAUCCACCCUUCGUCCAGAGUCUGUGGGAAUUAUUUAUAAAGAGAAGACAGUGGUUGAGCGGUUUGUUGGCCUUCAAAACAUUACCGAUGGGGACAGCGGCCGGGUCCCAAGUGGCCCAAGGCUGAAAAACCUCAUCGAUGAUGACUUUUUUCAUGAACUCCCAGAAACCUUUCCAUCCGAUCCACCUGAGCCUCUACCACAUUUUCUUAUUGAGCCUGAAGAAGCUUAUAUUGUGAAGAAUAAGCCUGUGAACCUGUAUUGUAAAGCCAGCCCCGCCACCCAGAUCUACUUCAAGUGCAAUAGUGAAUGGGUUCAUCAGAAGGACCACAUAGUAGAUGAGAGAGUAGACGAAACCUCUGGUCUCAUUGUCCGGGAAGUGAGCAUUGAAAUUUCGCGCCAGCAAGUGGAAGAACUCUUUGGGCCGGAAGAUUACUGGUGUCAGUGUGUGGCCUGGAGCUCGGCGGGCACCACAAAGAGCAGGAAGGCCUAUGUGCGCAUUGCAUAUCUACGGAAGACAUUUGAGCAGGAACCCCUGGGAAAGGAGGUAUCCUUGGAACAGGAAGUCUUGCUCCAGUGUCGACCACCUGAAGGGAUCCCAGUGGCUGAGGUGGAAUGGUUGAAAAAUGAAGACAUAAUUGACCCCGUUGAAGAUCGGAAUUUUUAUAUUACUAUUGAUCACAACCUCAUCAUAAAGCAGGCCCGCCUCUCAGAUACUGCAAACUAUACUUGUGUUGCCAAAAACAUUGUUGCCAAGAGGAAAAGCACGACUGCAACUGUCAUAGUCUACGUAAAUGGUGGCUGGUCCACCUGGACAGAGUGGUCUGUGUGUAAUAGCCGCUGUGGACGAGGGUACCAGAAACGCACAAGGACCUGCACCAACCCAGCACCACUCAAUGGUGGUGCCUUCUGUGAAGGGCAGAGUGUGCAGAAAAUAGCCUGUACCACCUUAUGCCCAGUGGAUGGCAGGUGGACUUCAUGGAGCAAGUGGUCUACUUGUGGGACCGAGUGCACACACUGGCGCAGGAGGGAGUGCACGGCACCAGCCCCCAAGAACGGAGGCAAGGACUGUGAUGGCCUCGUCUUGCAAUCCAAGAACUGCACUGAUGGGCUGUGCAUGCAGAGUUUCCUUUAUCCUAUCUCAACUGAACAGCGAACCCAGAAUGAAUAUGGAUUUUCUUCUGCUCCCGAUUCAGAUGAUGUCGCUCUGUAUGUUGGCAUUGUGAUAGCUGUGAUAGUUUGCCUGGCCAUUUCUGUAGUUGUGGCCCUAUUUGUGUAUCGCAAGAAUCAUCGUGACUUUGAGUCUGAUAUUAUUGACUCUUCGGCGCUCAAUGGAGGCUUUCAGCCUGUGAACAUCAAGGCAGCGAGACAAGAUCUCCUGGUGGUACCCCCAGACCUCACAUCAGCUGCCGCCAUGUACAGAGGACCUGUCUAUGCCUUGCAUGAUGUCUCAGACAAAAUCCCAAUGACCAACUCUCCAAUUCUGGAUCCACUGCCCAACCUGAAAAUCAAAGUGUACAACACUUCCGGUGCUGUCACUCCUCAAGAUGACCUGUCUGAGUUUGCAUCAAAGCUGUCUCCUCAGAUGACCCAAUCUUUGUUAGAGAACGAGGCGCUCAACGUGAAGAAUCAGAGUCUAGCAAGGCAGACGGAUCCAUCCUGUACUGCAUUUGGCACCUUCAACUCUCUCGGGGGUCACCUGAUUGUUCCCAAUUCAGGAGUAAGCUUGCUGAUUCCCGCUGGGGCCAUUCCCCAAGGGAGAGUCUACGAAAUGUAUGUGACUGUACACAGGAAAGAAAAUAUGAGGCCACCCAUGGAAGACACUCAGACACUCUUGACCCCUGUGGUGAGCUGUGGGCCUCCGGGAGCCCUGCUGACCCGCCCCGUCAUCCUCACUAUGCAUCACUGUGCAGAUCCCAAUACUGAGGACUGGAAGAUACAGCUCAAGAACCAGGCAGCACAGGGGCAGUGGGAGGAUGUGGUUGUGGUUGGGGAGGAAAACUUCACUACCCCCUGCUACAUUCAGCUGGAUGCAGAGGCUUGCCACCUCCUCACAGAGAACCUAAGCACCUACGCCCUGGUGGGGCAGUCCACCACCAAAGCUGCCGCAAAGCGCCUGAAGCUGGCCAUCUUUGGACCACUCUGCUGCUCGUCUCUGGAGUACAGUGUUCGAGUCUACUGUCUGGAUGACACCCAGGAUGCCCUGAAGGAGGUAUUGCAGCUUGAGAGACAGAUGGGAGGACAGCUCCUAGAAGAACCUAAGGCUCUUCAUUUUAAAGGCAGCACCCACAACCUGCGCCUGUCGAUUCACGAUAUCACCCAUUCCCUCUGGAAAAGCAAAUUACUGGCAAAAUAUCAGGAAAUUCCUUUUUAUCAUAUAUGGAGUGGGUCUCAAAGAAACCUCCACUGCACUUUCACCUUGGAAAGAUUCAGCCUGAACACAGUGGAACUGGUUUGCAAACUCUGCGUGCGACAGGUGGAAGGAGAAGGGCAGAUCUUCCAGCUAAACUGCACCGUGUCAGAGGAGCCUACUGGCAUCGAUCUGCCUCUGCUGGACCCAGCGAGCACCAUCACCACCGUGACGGGACCCAGCGCUUUCAGCAUCCCUCCACCUAUCAGACAGAAGCUCUGUAGCAGCCUGGAUGCCCCGCAGACGAGAGGUCAUGACUGGCGGAUGCUGGCCCAUAAGCUGAACCUGGACAGGUACUUGAAUUACUUUGCUACCAAAUCGAGCCCGACUGGCGUAAUCCUGGAUCUCUGGGAAGCACAGAACUUCCCAGAUGGAAAUUUGAGCAUGCUGGCGGCUGUCCUGGAAGAAAUGGGAAGGCAUGAGACAGUGGUGUCUUUAGCAGCGGAAGGGCAGUACUGACUCGUGCUGGGACUGGAAAUGAAGGACGGCAAUGCACAGGGAGUCUGUGGCCGUCCAGGGCAUCACAGUUAAGAAGGAAAUCCAGAAUGGACCCAGACCGAUCAGUUUCAAAGGCAAGACUGCAAGCGGGAGAGAGAAGGAAAACAUAACACAACUGCUGAUACACGUGCCCACUUUACUCGGACAUCAUCACAGGAGUUAAGAACAAUUGUGUAAAUUUGUACCUUGAAUUUAGAAAUCGACCUAAUUUUCCUCUUAGUUGGGCUGUAUGCUGUGUGGUACAGGAUCUUACAGUUUCCUAGGAAACGCUUUUUAUUGCUAUCCAGGUAUAUGGAUAAACUUUCUUAACAAACCCAAUUUCUACAAACGUUGUUUACAUCAAAUUGGACAGGGAUGCGGACACUGUCCAUGGCUCGUUCUAUUUUUGUUUAAAUCAUUUGAAGUUGAAGCUGUGGACGGUUUGUUGUGUCUAUUUCAGAUUAGUAAUUUACAGAGACAUCACAGACUUUUGCUACAAACUGUGUGCAUCAAGUGUCUCAGAUAAUCCUUCCAUUGGUGUUCCGUUUCUAGAACUUGUAGAACCAGUGUUACUGUUUGUAUCAGGGAGGUGGAGAAUCUAAGUGUAAAGGAGAAAUAACUAAGACUCUUUAUUCCUUGAGGGCACCCAUCUGGUGCCCUCUGGGAACAAAGCUGUAGCAAUGCAGGGAAGACAGUGAUUCAUGUUCAGCCACACAAACAAGCAUUUCUUCACCACGUGUGUGUUUGUAAUACGCAAUUUGAGGUGUUUUUUUAAAGGCAUCAUUAUUAUUAUCAUUAUUAUUAUUAAUGAGUAUUUACAGGUAUUCUAGUAAAAGGAUUUUCUUUUAGCUUCUGUUUUUGUUAGCAGUACUGUUAGUAUUUAGAUAUUGACUAGACCUGCUUCACUCUUCUGACAUAAGGUGGGCGUGGUCACCAGUUUAAUUAAAAGGCUUUGCUUCCUUGACCUUUUAUCUUUCUUGCAUCCUUCUGCACCAGAAAGAUAGUCAGUGCUCACUGGCUUUGUCAGUCUCUUCUUUCAGCUUGCUCAGGCAAGGUCUUUCUCCUCCGAGUCUUGUUGGGAGAAGCGUUCUCUAUUAAAGUUCACUGAAUAUUGUAGUUAUGUGAUUACACACUGACUCCCCCAGCGUACUCUGUCUACUUUAGAGGCAGUGUGCAUAGAGGAACAGCCUCCGAACUGGCAAUCGGAAAACCAGUUCACAUUCUGGCUUUGUCAUUGUCUAGCUGUGCUACCUUGGGAAAGUCAUUGAACCUCCCUGGACCUCAGUUUCCUCACGUGUCCAAUGAAAGGGUGGAAGUAUUAGAUAUUCUCAAGGUUCUAAAAUGCUAGACUUCUCCUGUGAUGUCUCCAGUCUCAUUCAUCAGUCUGAGGCCCACACUGGAUGCUGACCUGGAUCAAUAAAGAGCCAGCUAGUCUCUUGCCCAGGCUACAGUAUGCCUUCCAAAUAGUUCCAGCUUUGAAGAGGAUGAUCCUUACCUGUAACCUGUCAUGCUUCCCAGCCUUGUCUUUGUGCUGCUCACCAAGAGGUGGCAUCCCUUUAUUAUCAUUUUCUUUCCUCUUUGGGGACCACUUGCCUUCCUGACUAGUUGCAAGUUAUGUUCUAUUAUUGUCUUAAUCAAACGUUUUUAAAAUUAAAAAAAAAAAAAAAACAAAAAGUAGUCAAACGACUACUUUGUGUAAACUAUGGUAUUUCCUGAGAAUUAUCACAGGCCCUUGUUUUUAACCCAGGGACUCCAUUCAUUCAACAGGUGGGAAAUAAAGGGUCAAUAGCCCAGAAGCCAAGCCACGACUGAACAACAAGCGUAUGAAUCAGAACCUUCAAAACAUGGCCGUGGUUCACUUUUGGGCUAGAGGUAUAGAGGUUACUGACUGGCAUUGAACUAGAAAUCAUUUUAGAUAUUUUCCUCCUUCUUUACCCAUAUAUUUCCUCUUCUAUUUUGGUGACUUCUUAGUAUGCCCAAGAUUCCUCAAGGCAUCCUUAUCAUUGAGGAACUAUUGAUACCUUGUUAUGGAGCCUCUUCUCUCACCGUUUUUGUUUCUUAUCUUCUGUUUGGGGCAUAUUUUCCAUAACCUGUCUCUCUCAGGCCACCCCUGCACCAUAGAUAAAAACAUGUUACACUUAUCGUGAAAGGAAGGAAUUGCAGUAAUAAAUAAGUUCAGUGGAUAAUGUUUGUACCAAUGCGUAUUUGACCAAAAGAUAGUAACACUGUAUGCUACAUAAAAAGAUUUUUAAAUAGAUAUUUUUUUACAAAGAGGGGGACAAAAGAUUGCUAUUGUCCAUUACUUCAGUUUGAAAUAACUUCUCAAGAUUGCUCAUCAAUACUGGUUUGGGGAGCUGUCAUCUGUGGAAAUCAAGAAUUAGAAAUCUGAAGGAUGUUCAAAGGAACUUCCAUGCCUAGUGGAAAGGAAAGAGUGGUUGAUUCCUUGUAAGUGAGGUACUCAUCUGUCAUAGAACCUGUUAUGUUCCCCAUCAAGUGAAUGGCAACUCCCUUACGUACAACACACCAUUCAUGUCCAAUAAUUUUCCCUACGAAUUCUGAUUUCCUUUUCCUUUGGAGUAAAAUAAUAGCAGUUAGGUUGCUCUCAAACUUAGAAGGUCCAGAUUCAACAGUUCAUUUCAUAGAGAGCCACUCCAUCAUUCUAUGUGACAUGUCCUGCCUUUGAUUCCUAGGGUUUCUAUAUAGCUUGUGAGGAAGGACACGCUUAUUACUUCUUUGGGAUGGGGAAAAGAAACCUAUCAUUUGUGCAUAGUGCCAUCUAGUGGUACACAACGCAAUCUAUCCUAGUGUCACAAAAAUUCACAUAAAGUUGUUUGACAAAGGGAAUUAAUAGCUAAACAGUCAGGAUCUUUAGGACACACGUGGGCAAAUUUUCACUUCAAAUCUAUAGUUUUCUUAUUGUCACACUUAUUUACUUAAAUCACCCAUAAAAAUUCCAUGUCAUUAUGAGGCUAGUACACCAACUCUUUCACACACUGUAUGUCUCAAGUUGGUUUGGGGUAAUAGGAAUGAUAGAAAUACAUAAAUCUCUGUAUAAAACAGUUUUUGAAGAGUUGUCAUGUUUAACAUUUACAUUUUUUAUUGAGAUUUGGAUGUUUUAAAUCUCUUACAUUUAGUUUUCUAAUAUUUAUUUUUGGAAAUGUAAGAAGAAUCCGCUUACAAAUAAGUUUUAUAUAUGCAAAUGACAGAACUGUGUCUAAGGAAGGGAGAUUUGUGAUUGGUAACCAGGACUGGAAGGAAGAUUCCUUUCUGCUGAAUGUGGGUGUCUAAAGGCAGAGGUCUCAUCCCAUUUUCAUUUUAUUCUCACCACAUUCAUUCAGAUUUCCUUAGAGUGAUCUGGAAGGAAUAGAAACUGGAUUCAGUACUGGUAACUGGACACAGGGUGAUGACAAACAUGUAACAGAGAACAGCCUUUUCACAAACUGUGUGGACACCAAUGUGGACACUCACCUCUGCUACAAGGAAAAAAAUCCCCAUCCUCAGAUGACUUCUUCAAAGGCAGGGCAAUAUUUUGGGUGAGGUGUCCAAUACUCAACUGUAAAACCAUUACCCAUUUUCAUAUGUACUAUUAUUUUAGAGAUAUUACUCUCUUAACUUUUAAACAGUAGAGCCAUUCUUUAGGAAGAAGUCAUGGAGACUGAGUUUAGGACACUCUGGAAAUUAGGUACUCUGUAAUUUUUUUUAAGAUAUUUAUUUCUCAUGUAAGUUAGAUACCUUCAAAGUAAGCAUUCAGAUGGUGGAAUCAAGACUUUUUACUUCUGGAGAGAAGCAAACGAGGCUCUCGUCCUUUGUAUCCCCAUGUGUAUGACUGUCAGGAACACAGCGGAUAUGCUUUCGGUCCACUUCUGUCAUCCACAUAUGAGGAAGGGAGCCAGUAAGGUGAUCACUAACUUCCUAGAAUUCACAAGCCUUUGCCAGUAUAUGGUCUGCCCCCAUGGGGUCAAGCAAAUAAAAACUAUAUAAGGACCUGCAAGAGAGUGUAAAGAAUGUAGAAGAAGUUUACAUGUUGAAUUUUCAGUCUUGAAGUUGAAUGUGAGUUUUCUUUAGCUUUUGCUGAGCAGUUGCUCUGGACAAGUUAUCUGUUUCACAUAGAGACCUCAGUACAAGUCCAAGGCCAAUGAGGGAAAGGAUGACCAUGGAAACAGCUGAAACUGGGUUUUAUCCAUCUUCUUUGAGAAUAGAGGAGCUUUUGUGAAUCAGAAUGUUGUUGCUUAAAGCCAAUUAUUUGUAAAGAUGAUAGUGGUCAAUGAGCAUUAGAUUUUAUAGAUCCAAUAAGGAAAAUAUUUUUAUUAUUAUCUCAAGGUAAUAAGACAUUUUUUUUACCUUCCGAGUGCCUCAUAGGACCAACUAUUACACUUUGGGUUUUUUGUUUUUGUGUGGUUUUUUUUACCCUUGUUGAACUAAUGUUGAAUGAAAUCCUUACAACUUUGACUCUGUGCAAUGAAGUGCUGUUUCUCUACCCUAAGAAAUAUAUUUGUAUAAUCUCUGGCUGUAAUGAUCACUUUCAAAGAUUUCCCUUGCAUUCUCUAAUGAUUUUUUUCAAUGGAAUAAGUCAUAAGGGGAAUAAAUAUAUUGCAACCAA
Messenger RNA from Lynx canadensis (Canada lynx), 7501 nucleotides. It is a transcript of the gene UNC5C, whose product is annotated as unc-5 netrin receptor C. The record is from RefSeq and is a predicted model, not a curated record. Gene Ontology annotation, biological process: netrin-activated signaling pathway. The transcript has 18 exons. Gene Ontology annotation, cellular component: membrane. Gene Ontology annotation, molecular function: netrin receptor activity; protein binding. NCBI's taxonomy places the organism in Eukaryota, Metazoa, Chordata, Mammalia, Carnivora, Felidae. Bases 1 to 2883 code for a protein of 960 amino acids.